Caenorhabditis auriculariae is the source of this 12009-nucleotide messenger RNA. NCBI's taxonomy places the organism in Eukaryota, Metazoa, Nematoda, Chromadorea, Rhabditida, Rhabditidae. The record is from the annotation of a GenBank genome assembly.
AUGACGGAUUGUGCCACUCCGGAGACGUUACAACUGAUGAGAUCAUUAUACGCGACUCUACCCUGCCUGUUCCACGUCAUCGUCUGUCUAGCCACCUUCAUUUUAUCUAUUCUAGCCGUCCGUAUCUUACUAUACCGUUCCAUAUUCCACGAAUCUACGAGAAUUCUCUUUUUCGUCAGCCUUUUCUACGCCAAUCUACACGAGGUCAUGCAAGUUUACACCGAUGUAGGUCCCUGGACGUUAUUAAAAAACGAUCAUUUCUUUAAUUUUCAAGCUGAACACCUUCUACCGAGCCAUAAAGUACGCUGACUCUCCCUGUGAAUUUCUAGUUUCUCAAGAAAGCUGUAAAAUCGAGAAUAAUCUGAUAGUUUCCUCCAUAGCAGGCAUGGUUUUCAUCGAAUGCGCUCUCACGAUUGACAGGUUCUUUAUAAUCGGAUAACCUAUGAAAAUGAUGAUUUUUCAGAAUAGUCGCUACUUAUUCUCUCAAAAGAUCCAUUUCGAUGACUAGCAGCUCAGGAGCCGUCCUAUCAUUGGCUGCGGUAGGAAAAAACCAACUACAUUAAUUGAACUGAAGAUUUUCAGAUUAUCGGCAGUAUCCUGGUACCUUUCGUCACCUUCUAUGGGGAUCCUUACACAGGGACCGCCCAAACUUGCAUUUCGAUGCCGGCUCAAAGUAAGGCGCGAGCCAAUACUUUACUGUUAAUUUAUGCUAUCAUAAAUAUCGUGAACAUUGUUUUGAACUCGAUUCUUAUCAUUAUCAACAAAAGACAGCAACGCAGGUUGGUUUCUCGCUUCUUUUUUCUAGAAAAUUUUCUCACGAAUUUUUAUUUUCGUUACACUUGAUUCAGAGACAUCCUAUGAAGAAACAAAAUUUUUGAUCUAUCUUAGAAUAUAGAGUGUUCAAACAAGAUUGUUCGGGUAGUAUAGUCGUAUAGCUACCAUUUUUACCAGGAACUUGUCACAGCUAAAGUGAAACUUCUGAAAAGAGACCAGAUAUUCCAAAUCAUGAUGUUUUUACAAGCUUUUAAUGAAUCUGUGCUCAAAACUUCCAGACGUCUUUGAGAAAAGCCGCAGCCACUCAAAGUGUGCAAAAAUCGGCCCGCCAGCCUAUAGACCCUGACCAUUUUCUAUGCCCGCCGGUCUCUAGCAAAAAAAAAAGCCGGCGCAGUCCAAAAAACUGAAAUUUCCUUCCUGUCAAAUAUAAAGCUUUUAUACAACAAAAAAUCAAGUUUUUGGUUUUUUUUUGACUUCUAGGUCAACAGAAACUAUGAUUGAAAAAGUGAAAAAAAAAUUUCCGAUAUUCAAAUUUUUUUGAAGUAUGGCUCAAGUUCUCAAAAAUGAGGGCAUAUCCUGACGCACAGUGAAAGCUUAUUAAUUGUUCGGAAGCUGUCAUUUUUUAUAAAAAGAGAAGGGAAAAAAUGUCUGCACCAUUGGAAGUUUAGAAUAUAUUACUCAGUUUUAAAACCCGUUAGCCGUUUUUGAGAACAGGCUUAAAAUACGAAAAAAUUUCAGCUUGUAACUUCAACUUAACAUCAAAAACUUAUUCAGGACCCGAUUCAACAUCAUGUUACGGUACCAAGCUCGCGAAACGCUCGUCUCGACAUUGGCCGUUUGUACCAUCACAACGGCUCAAUUUAUCGCCUUGGGAGUGUAUUCUGGCGGAAUGUUGUUCAUGAGAACCCAUCGCGAAUUGUUCACUCAACUACAAUACUAUGUGAUCGUCGUUUGGAUUUAUGUAAGUUAUACAUCAGUCUGACUUUUCUGUGUCUCUUUUCUUACUCCGGCAAGAUCGUAGAUACAUGGAAAGCGUGUGUAAUAACGAGAGGACGUAGAGAAACCAGAUUGAUCAAAGUCAUGGCGAAUGGUGUUUAAAAAAUAGCCAAUGGCUAGCUUGGGACGCUAAAGGGCGUGCACUGUCUGAGCUCUCCACUAACCAGGUGCUGUCUCUUUUUUUCGUGUCAGGACCUUUUUUUUAUGGCUCAAGCCAGUCUUGAAUCAGCUAUGAACGGAAUGGAUGUGUGAGUUCUUACUCAAGACGAAAAAUCUCCUGACUCGAGUCCCAGUCCAGAAGCACUUCUUUCUAACUUCAAUUCCUAAAUAACCCGACUUUUCAGGCAGUUCCAUACGCCGCCAUCUCCCUACCACUCUUAAUAAUCCUCUGUAUCAACAUCAAUGAGAAAAAUCGACGUCAGGCCAUCGAAAACGUGAAAAAUCUGAGAGACUCUCAAGAAAACCGGAUGAAAAGUCUUAAUGCAAUGUGGAAUAGGGCUCAUUAAUCGAUUCAUUCCGAUUUGGUCGCACUUGGAAUGGCUCAAACCAUUGAUUCAAGUCACGCCCGACUCGAAACUACUUGCGCUUUUUGACAUUAUACAGUAAGCCGCUGAGCCAUUCCAAGUGCGACUAGCCCGAUUCGACUUGAUUCAAAUUAGGUAUUGAAGAAUUGAAGGAAAACAUAAAAAUUCGAUUUUCGAUUCCCUUACCCAAGACAACGACGGGUCUUUUCAUUUUUUUGAAAUUUGAUAGGUAUUUAUACCCUUUUUUGUUAUUCCUACCAUUUUUAUAAAUAAAUGUUUGAUUCCUUGAUUCUUGAGCUCGUGAAAACAAGCCAAUUCACGGCCGGAACGAAAUUAAAGGCCGAAAAUGGCAUUUUUGGCCGAGAGCCUUUGCCAAAUUUGUCCGAAUGAGCAAGAUAUACACAGCCUUUCUCUCCGCUCUCUCUAUUUUAUCCACUAUUUCGCUGAGAAAAAAAUUGACUAACUCUGAAGUAUACGUAAGAGAAACCUCUUAAAAAAAGAAGUUCUUAAACCUCUCAUUAUUUUUCUUUCUCACAUCCCAUUAUCAGGAAAAAUUAUAGGGAGUUUCAUAUCAAACGUGGAAAAAAUUCCAUGUCGCGUCCACUUUUUAACUCAUGCUUUAUUCAAAAAAUUGAAUUUUAACUUGAUUUUUGUUGUCAAUUUUUUGUCCCGUUGUUUUUUCUGCAAGUUCUGGGUCCAAUUGAAUCAACCUUUCUCCCUCUUUCUAACUCAAUUCAACCUCCAAACGGCAUUUUUUUAGAAGUUUUUUUGAUCGGAAAUGUGCGCCCGCUGAGUAAAAAAAGCUUUACGUUUGUUUUUAAAUAUUUAUCCCGAAAAUUUUUUCACAAAAAGCUUAAAUAUGAAUUUUCGCAAAACUGAUUUUUCCUUUUUAUUUGAUUUUUUUCAACUUUCCUUUGUUCGAAAAACAUUUUUCAGUGUGUAGAAUGUUAAUUUCUCCCGCUCAAAAAAUAGCAAAAAAGACGAACCUAGCGUGGAUUCGAACUCAUGACCUCUCAAACGAUAUACAGUCCUUUUGUCACUGAGCCACCCAUCCUACACCCGAUCAAUGCUUAACCAACCGAGCUCGAAACCUAAAUUUUUGGAAUUAGGUGAAUCAGGAAAAUAAGACUUCUUUAGAAAAUUGCUUUAUAUUUGAUCAACUUACUUCAAAAUUCCUCCAGAAGAUCAAAUUUAACAACUUUUUUCUUAAAUUUCCAUGAAUAUAUUUCAAAAUUUCCCUUUUUGUCACAUGUUUUCUUAAAAACUUGUAACCGGGAACCUAGAAUUACCACGAAAUUUUCCUGGUUUUUGAACUUUUUUUCCCCUGAUCGUCUGUUUGAAAAAAAAGCUCUCAGAUAGAAAAAAAGACAAAGUUGAAUUUUUUCUGAAUUUCCUGCCCCUACAUAUUGAAAAAGCAAGCUUAUACGUAUUUUUUUAUUGAACGAUAAUAGUUCGAACUUUUGAGAAAAAAUCCUUAAAUGAGAGAAAAUAAAAGGACAAAGUUCCCCAAACAAGUUAAGCCGAAAAAAGAGCACCCUUUUCGGAAAAAAAGUUCAAUUCCACGUACUCAUCCCUCCUGGAUAUGUGCUUAAUACUCAUUCCUCCUACUUCGAUUUCUUCAUUCAAGUUCCUCUUUUAAUGUGUUUUUGAUUAAGUUUAUCUCGCUUCCAAUUUGAAGAAAUGGGUCGCAUGAGGAAUGGCUCGACGCGCGUCCGACCUUAAAACGACUUGCGCUCGCUAGGACCUUCUGAGCUCAUAGUUGGACUUCUGAGAACGACUAAGUUCGCUAGAUGCAGUUUUUACCGCUGAAUCCAUUUCUGAGCUCGAAAACAGCCAAAAACCUAUAAGGAAAAAGUUAUGAACACUUGAAAAAAACCCGUCUUUUUGACGUCACUUUUGUGAGGUGGAUGAGGCUAGUAGAUCGACUUUUUUAAAAAAUUAGUUGAGCCAAGAUAAGGUUAUCACAAGCUGAGAACCUUUCCGGUAACUUCAAAACACAGCUUCAAAAUCACUAGGAAAAAAACCAGGAGACCCAACUUUAUUCGAAAAUUACCUGGGAGCUCAGUCCGCAACGCUUCUGAGCCAUUCCUAAUGCGACCAAAAAUAUCAAUUCGUGGUAAAAGGACCAUACUCUUCCUUUGUUGACUCCUGCUUUACUAUCUCAUGUGCUCAUUUUGCCGUGACUUGAAAAAUUCUGACUUGUCUGCGCUCUCUCUUCCCUCAUCUGUGAGGUAAAUGAACAGUAGAGAGAAAAGGGCGCAGAGAAACCAGAAUUUUCCAAGUUUUGACAUUUUAGAGCACGAUUGAACCUACAAUGUCGGAAUGCGCAUCGCCGGAGGCGAUGGAAAUGAUGACGUCAUUUUGUGCGCAUCUCCCCUACAUCCUACACGUCUUCAUCUGCCUAGCUACCAUCAUUUCAUCUUGUAUAGCUUUUCGAAUGCUUCUGUAUCGUUCCAUAUUCCAUGAUUCUACCAGAAUCCUCUUCGUCGUCGGCCUUCUUUAUGCCAAUCUCCAUGAGGUCUUGCAAGUUUAUUAUGAGGUAAGACUGAAAAUUAAAAAAAAAAUAACACAGUUGAUUUUUUGACCUAUCUUACACCUAUAGUCUGUUCAGAUUUUGAAUGUCAAGUUGUCGUUCAAGCUCCGCCCCUAUCAGAGCGAUAAACCAAUCAGUGAGCGAGCCAUCCACAGAGUGUUUUUGAAUGACCUCAUUGCACUUGACAUUUAAAAAUCUGAACAGACUAUAGCUUUCAGCUCCGAAAUUCCUAAAAAAAAAUCGAUUUUCGCCUCAAAACUUCAUAAAAAUCUUCUAUGCUGCUCCUUUAAUAACUCAGUAAAGCAAAAAAUCCUUCCUCCUUUUUCUGAUUUUCCAAACGAUUAUUUUCAACAUUCUCCAGAUCUCCGGCGUUAUCCGGAGCGUUAUCUACGCCGAUUCUCCUUGUGAAAUCUUGGUCCCUCAAGAAAGCUGUCGAGCCCAAAAUAACCUUCUAGUUUCCUCCAUAUCAGGCAUGGUUCUCGUCGAAUGCGCUCUAACGAUAGACAGGUUCAUUUUUCUUCAAAACUACCUAAAGCAACGUCAGAGUGGUCCCUAUAGGGGCCCUCUAGGUUUACCCCUUCACCUUCCCCUACAGGGAUCACUAAAGCUUGCAAAAGUGGUCCCUAUAGGGGAACAUGCCGGUUAUUCCUUUUUAAAAACCUUUGAGAAGAAGUUAGCUAUAAAUUAGUACUUUUUGAAACUUUUUAUUUUCCAAACCUGAACGAAAAGUUCAAAGACCCUGUAGAGACCAUUUUAGCGCAUUUCAUUUCAGAAUAAUCGCCACUUAUUUUCUCAAAAACUCGUCCUCGAUGUCUACAACUCCCGGGAUCGUCCUAUCCUUCGUUGCGGUAACAAUUAUCAAGCUUUAUCGACUUGGAUCAAUUUUUCAGAUCUUCGGCAGUAUUCUAGUACCUUAUGUCACCUUUUACGGGGACCCUUACACAGGAUACGUCCAAAAUUGCAUGUAUAUGCCGGCUCAGAGCAAGGACCGAGCCAAUACUUUACUAUGUUGCCUAUUAAUUCUCAACGUUUUCAACAUAUUCCUAAACUCGGUUAUUAUCUACAUCAAUAAGCGGCAGGAUCGGGGGUAAGUUACCUGUAUAAUCAAUUCAUGAAAUUCUCACCUGAGAAGGCGGAUAAUCAGUAGUUUUGGUGAAACAAUGGGACUAAUAAGAGGUUUUUGAGCAAGAUGAAAAGGUCACUUCUCUUUUGGACACUGUAAUUUUCUUUUCGGAAGCUUAAAAAACGUAUAUAAUUAUGGAGGAAAGUUGAGAAAAUUUUACUCUCAAAAUUUGGAGCUAAAAGAAUAGGAAGUGUUUAAAAAAAAUCAAAAAUUAAAUUUAAAGCCCAUUGAACUUUAAAACAACUUGAAAGCUUUCGAAAAACUGGAGAGCCCAAAAGUUAUCAAAUUUAAGGUUCGAAGGUCAAAAACACGGUCAUAAAUCCCCUAAAACCUUUGGAUUUGAAAAAUGAGACAUUACUCAAAAAUAUUAUCAAUUCUAUAACUUCAAUUUUUAUUCUGGAAGCCAUAGGAACAAAAAUUUAUCAACUUUUCUAUUUGUAAAGCUUAAAAUUUGAAAAAUUAGAACGGAGCUCUCCUAAAAACCUAGAAAUCGGAUAAUUCAUCAACUCAGGUACGCCAGAGUAGUCCCUGAAGGGACACUCUAAAGUUCCCCUCUAGGGACCACCAUAAGCCUCAAACCCCUACUGGGACCACCUAAAUUUCGUCCCUAUAUAUCCUCUGCAUUAUACCCUAGACGUCAAAAACUAAUAGGAAGCCUUUUUUUUUAUUCCUUUUAGGCUCUUUUUUCCCCUGACCCCUCUAGGGACUAGAGUUCACCAAAAAAAAAAAAAACUCUUCUUAGACGUGUUUUGUCCGACAACAAAGCCAUCAAACAAGCUCAUGCUGAGCUUGAACUUCGUUUUGCCGACCUCAUCAAGCAAAAUGCCACACUUAUCGCCCAAUGUACGCUCCUGAAUGCAGAGAACCAAGUGCUCCUAGCGGAAAACAAGACUCUCAAGCUGUCCUUUCCGAUAAGUUCAACCUCUAUGCCAUCUACAGCCACUCCUCAAGACCAGCCGUCUUCGGUUCCCGAAAUUGUUAAAUUGUCUUCACGUGUCAAACUCUCCAGAGAAGUCGCUUCUAUGAACCAGAAAAGUUACCUGGCCGUUGUCGAACGCCUCGACGACUCCAAAGACAAAAAACAAGACGACUCCGACAAAUCUUUCAUCAACGACGUGUGCAUCGAAGCCGAACUGCCCUGUCCGAUUGAAGUGUUCCGACAUGAAUGUGACUCCAAACGUCGACCUCUAAAAAUCAAGUUUGAAUCCACACGGGUUCGUGAUCUAUUUAUCCGUCGUUUCCGGCAUACACUUGAAAACAUGCCGUUUUCACAAAAAAUUGCUCCUCGCUGCCGUAGAGAUAUGACGCUUACUGAAUUGUCCUUAUUACGCAGCUUGAGGAAAAAAGCCUAUGAAGAUAACGUUAAAGCGGGAAUUUUCAAGUUUUACGUGCGCGAUUUGGAAAUCGUUGAGUCGGACACUCCCAGACCGUUUACAGUUUGGUCUCGUGAAGAUGACGCGGCGCCAACCAAAAGUGACGCGCCCGCCGUAAACAAGACUCCCGCGCCCGAGUCCUGUGCCAUGGAGGCAUAGGUCAAAACUUCUUCAGCGCUUGCCGAAUACACCUCGGUCAUUUCGUCCACUCUCCCCCCACUCCUUCCCGCCAUCCGUGGUCAAUUUGAUUCUCAUCCUCCUGAUUUACUUUCUACCCCCCGAACGGAUGGUUUGGACGUGGUUGAGCCCUUCAUAGCGGCUCCAUCAGUUUCGCGGCCCGAUCUUUUUUCUACUCAUGUAUAUGAUAUUUCGUCUGAUGUGAAUAAUAUUUUUUUAAACUCUAACUCUAAUGUAAAUUCUAUAAAUUCUAAUGUGAAUAAUAACUCUAAUGUGAAAAAAGUCGAAUCUUUUGACCUCAAAUGUUUACUCAUUAAUACUAGAUCAAUUUUGUCUCUCUCUAAACUCAAUAUCUUACUUAACUAUCUCGAUUCGGAAAAUUAUGACCUUUGUUUCAUUACUGAAUCGUUUUUGAAUUCCGCGUUUGUUGAUGCUUUACUUGCUAACGAGUUUUUUUUACAUAUACGUUGCGAUCGGCGUCCGGAACAUUUCAAAAAGUCUGGAGGCGGAGUGCUCAUGUUCUACAAAAAACACCUGAAAGUUGUCGAGUUGGAUAACAGGUUGGAUCAGUUUUAUCUGAAGCAUUACUGCGAGCUUGUAUCUUUUGACUUAAUUUGCCCAGGACUUAAAUACCGUUUCACUCUAUUUUAUAGAGCACCAGAUGCUAGAGCCGAGUUCACUAAUUAUCUCAUCAAUAACCUCUCUCUACUUUUGAGCCCUUAUAACAACAUAAUAUUAGGUGAUCUAAACUUACCUAAUAUCUGCUGGAGCGGUGACUCUGCUAGCUUCAAUAACACAUUUUUUCAAUUCUCUAGUAACAACGGUCUCAGUCAAGUUGUUGACUUUCCAACACGCAUUGCUUCUUCUGGUAGCAGGUCUAUACUUGAUGUAGUUCUCACUGAUUGCUCAAACUUUAUACCGUCCAUAUCCCCAGUUCAUCCACCAAUUGUUACAGAUCAUACAGGAGUUUCUUUUAACUUGAAAAUGGCUUCCAUGCAUCCGUCUCCUCCUCAUUCCCCAAAAAUUGAUUAUCGGAAAGGUAACUACGUAGCCAUCAACAAUUUUCUCCUCACUCGGAACUGGGAUCGACAGUUGUCAUAUUUUUCUUCUGUAGAAAACAAGUACCAACAUUUAACAAAAGUUGUCAACGAACUUAUUGUACAAUUUUGCCCUCUUAAAAUCCCUUAUCAUUCUAAUUCAAAUCGUUGGAGUAUUAGACGACUUAUUCGAAAAAGAGCUAAUUUGAGAAGGCGAGAGCGUCACCUCUCAAAUGCUAACAGUUCACUUUCUUUAUUAAGAAAGAAAGUCUCACGCCUCCUCAAACGCCAAGAACUCAAUGUAAUUAAAUCUAAUAAUUCGAACAAAAUUGUAAGAUAUGUUUCCCGAAAAAUGAAACAAGUUCCCUCUCUGCCUCCUCUACUGGUUAAUGACGUAAUCUAUAGCUCCACAGCCGAAAAAUCCACCGCUUUUCUCAAUGUCUUCUCUUCCAACCGCAACUUUGAGAACUAUGACAUUCCUUCCAUUUUUCCAUGCAUUAGAAGCUCUGCCGUUCAUCCCGAUUUUUACACCUAUGAAUGUUCAUAAGUUUAUUUCCAAAUUGUCUCCGAAGAUAGGGUUUUUCUUCAGAUCAUAUCAACUUCUUUCUUCUCAAAAAAAUGCGCCGAUUCCUUAUGUGUUCCCUUGUCGAUCAUAUUUUUCUGAUUCAUUCUUCUCUGGUUAUGUCCCACAAGCGUGGAAGCAAUCAUACAUCGUUCCUAUACACAAAAAAGGAAAAAAAUCAGAUCCUCAAAAUUACAGGCCCAUAAGCCUCACACAUCCACUUGCGAGGCUUAUGGAGCGUAUGAUUGCUUCACACAUUAAAAAACAUUUCAGAUUCUCCUUUUCCUCACGACAAUUUGGUUUUCUAAAUAAUAGAUCUUGCAUGUUGGCCCUUCUAGACAGCAUUACAAAUUGGAAAUCUUCUAUCAGCAGAGGCAACUUUAUUGACGUUAUUUACUUUGAUUUCAUGAAAGCCUUCGAUUUUGUUCCGCACAACCUCUUAUUGGCUAAACUCAAAGCAUUCGGUCUGAGUGAAACAAUGAUAAAAUGGUUCCAAAAUUUCCUAUCUGACCGCACUUCCAGUGUCCUCAUAGAUGGAGUUAUUUCCGAAAGAAAAUUUAACGUCGUUUCUGGAGUACUUCAAGGAACUGUCACGGGGCCCCUCCUUUUCUUAAUUUUCAUCAAUGAUCUUCCUAGUAUUUUUGACAGCUCUGUGACUUCCUACCUUUUUGCGGAUGAUCUCAAAAUCUCUUCGAAUAACUCUAUCGAACUUCAAGAAAAUAUCAACAAGUUAUUGGAAUGGUCCAAAACAUGGGGUCUGCCUUGGCUGGCAACAAAACAACCGUCCUUCACCUAGGUAGAAACAAUCCUGAGAACAUUUAUCUAGUAAAUGGAAAUCCUAUAAGAUCUGAAAGUGUGGUUAGAGACCUUGGUCUUUUGAUUGAUAAAGGACUCACCUUCGAUUCUCAUAUUAAUCAUGUUGUCAACAUUGCUAUGUUGAAAUCUCGUCAACUUCUUAAGGCUUUUUCACAUGUCGGCUUACCGCAAUAUAAGCUUCUCUUCAAUCUUUAUGUACGUCCUUACCUCGAAUACGCCUGUGAAGUCUUUAACCCACCCCUAACCAGUGCCCUCUCCUCCCAACUUGAAAAACCUCUCCGUUUCUUCACCAGAGAGGUGUUUAUUAGAAGAAAUGUUCGUUUUUAAUUCAUAUUCUGACCGUCUAAGUGUACUCGGCUCUGUCCAUGCUUUCCGAAGGAGAAUAAUCAUUUCUCUACUAACUCUCCAAAAAAAUUAGUCCUGGGCUCCUACCACUUUCCAAGUGCAGAAAAUUUCUUCAGAAGAACUGAUUCACCUCGUUUUUCCAAUGAGACUCAUACAGACAGGUCCUCGUUUUUAACAGUUUCUUCAGUACAGUCUUCCUAUUUGGAACAGACUGUGCUCAAGAUUCGACAUGAACACUUCAGCCUCCCGCUUCAGGAAUUUUUCUCGACUCUCUCGACAACAAUGAACUACUCGCAAGUGUGCCCAACAGACUGCUCUAAAAAAAAAUAAAAUCCGAAACUUCUGUUCUCAAUCUUCAAUACGUGUAUCCCAUCCCGGUAAAUCGCUCGUUGGGGCGUUUGUAUAUCGGGUUUCGCUUCACUCAAAUACUUUCUAUUCUGUAUCUGUAUUUUUUUGUGUUUGAGUGAAAUAAAUAAAAUAAAUAAAUAAAACCGAUCGUUCGACCAAACGUUCAACCAAUAUUUUUCAUGACAUGUUACCAAAAAUAUGAAUGAUUAACAUUUCUUGCUACCGAACGAUUAACAUGCCUCAUGAUUAUGAUCUCUCGUUUUUCCGACAUGUCAAAAUUUCAUUUAAAUGAGAGAUCAUUUUGAAUCGAUCGUUCAGUUUUCGAUUGAUCAAAAUUUUGUUUUGAAAAUAUUGGUCGAAAAAAUGAUCGAUCGAAAUGUUGUGUUGAAUAUAUUGGUCGAAAUAUCGAUAUAUCAAAACGUUAAAAUCCAAUGAUUGAUCAUUAAUGUAAGAGAUCAAAAACUGAUCUAAUAAACGAUCUUUCAAAAAAUGACAUGUUAAAAUUUGGUUGAACAGUGACAUGUCAAUAGUUUGAUCAAUUGAAAUGGUUGAAUGAUCGGUUUGGUGAACUCAACUAGGGACCGCUCUGGCGUUCCUAGGAAUCUGACAAAUUUAAACGCUGAAAAACAGCCCAAAAGCACAAAUUCAGGAUCCGCUUCAACAUCAAUCUCCGGUACCAGGCUCACGAGACUCUAGUAUCAACUUUGGCCGUUUGUACCAUCACGACGGCUCAAUUCCUAGCCUUGGCUUACUAUUCCGGCGGACUUUUAUUUAUGAGAACCCAUCGGGAGAAUUUCAGCCUUUUCGCUUACUAUGUGAUCGUCGCUUGGAAUUAUGUUAGUUUGAAUGGAAUUUUAAAUGAAAAAAACCCAUAUUUUUUUCCUAAAUUCUCGAAAUGCAUUUCUAACUAGGGAACCUUUUUACCCCCCUCCGUAGAUUUUUUUGAUGAAACACUGAAGUGUACUUUAGAACCUUUUGGUUGCAGACCUUCUCGCAUUACGCAAUAGAUCUUAUUUUCUAGUUCUCAAAAUCUAAAAGUACACUUCAGCGAAGUGUUUCAUCAAAAACUAUACCAGGGGGCUUAAAAACGUUUCCUAGCAAAUCCUAUAAAGAUAAAAAAAUUUAGCGUUUGAAGCUGAUCUUUUCCUAGAAAGAUGACAAGAUUGUCUUCAAAUUAUGGCUCAAAAAUCAGCAGACUUCUAGCUAAUUAUGGAUCUUAUUUCAUCGAAAUUUCAGGCAGUUCCGUACGCCUGCCUCUCAUUACCAACUCUUAUCAUCGUUUGUGUCAAAAUCACUGGAAAAGGCAGACGUCGAGCUAUAAAAGUCGUCCAAAACACCAAGGAAACCCAGGAAGGCCGAAUGAAAAGCCUCAACGAGAUGUGGAACAGGAGUUACAAGUGA